CUGCCGACACUUUACCUGAUCAUCGUAUACCCCAUGGUCGGUCUCAACGGCUACAUAGCCUUCUUCGGCAUGUGGUUCUUCCUUAUGCUCAAUGCGGUGGCGUCCCAGAGUUUCGGACUGUUGGCCGGCGCUUAUUUCCUCAAUCAGUCACAAGGUGUCACCAUGUGUGUUACCGUCAGUCUCUUCUAUAUGAUGAUGGGAGGUUUCUAUGUCGAACAUUUCCCGAUCUGGCUGCGCUGGGGUCGCUUCAUAUCGCCCCCUUACUACACCUUCCAGGCAUUCAACUACCUGGAAUUGCAUGACUCGCCGCCUGUCCAAUGUGCGAAGCAUAACUCGUUGUUUGCGACGUGUGUGGCGAACAACUCCACGGUGAUCACGUCGGAUGAGCUUCUAAGUCACCUGGACAUCAUCGUACCUCUCUACUUCGACUUCGUCUAUCUAUUCUGCUACACGCUGCUCUGCUACGCGCUCGGCUACUUCGUGCUACGAUGUCUACGAAGACCAGACUACCUGGUGCAGAAACAAACGUGACACUGUGCUGCCAUCUAUCGAACUGCAACUAUUUGCUUUCGCAUGUUCUUGUAUUGGAGCAUAACGCGUCAGUAUAUUAUUAUCAGGAGUGAAUACUAACAGAUCUAAUGUUUCUAGAUAAUGUUCCAUUAUUAUUCACGCCUGUUAUUAUCCCGUAAGUGGCAAUGACAAUGUGUGUGUUGCGAACCCCGCAUGCACUAAUACCGCAAUCCGAUAUCAAUAUAUGAAUGGAAGCCAUAGCAACGAAAGAUCGUAAAAUCGAUCAAGUUUUAAUGCGCACGGAUACUGAUACUGAUGCAGGGUGUCACUGUGUUCUACUAAGUUGAUAGAUUGCCGCCGCACGCAGUCUGCAAUAUUAUGCUUCAUAUUUGCAUAUACGAUGUUAGCGCGUCUGUGACACUCUUACUGUACGUGGCGUGGUAUAUCCAGCUCCCUCCCACGAUAAUAAUUCCAUGCCACUACGAUAUUAUGACAUUAAUUAAACAUGCUAUUAAUAAAUCAUAGCUGUUAAUCAAAACGAAUCAAUUCAGAAUAUAUAUAUAUAUAGAAGAAGCGAGUUAUCGUAUUAUAUUACUUUUUAUUUCUGAUUUCUGUUCGUGGAAUCACAAGGAGUCAAUCAUGUGGCUAUAAUUAUAAUAUGGUGAUUUUUAAAGCACAUAAUUUGUAAUAUAUUCUUAUGACAAAUGAAACUUAUAAACGAGUAGUAGAAAUGACGUCAUCUGUGCAUGCAUGUGCUUGCACCAAUUGGAGACUUUGUAUAGAAUAUUUAAUAUUAUAAUAAAACAAACGCUUGUCUGCGUAUUAUGUCA
This is a messenger RNA of Priapulus caudatus, 1340 nucleotides long. Its product is annotated as ABC transporter G family member 25-like. Gene Ontology annotation, cellular component: membrane. The transcript has 3 exons. Gene Ontology annotation, molecular function: ABC-type transporter activity. The record is from RefSeq and is a predicted model, not a curated record. Bases 34 to 531 code for a protein of 165 amino acids. NCBI's taxonomy places the organism in Eukaryota, Metazoa, Priapulida, Priapulimorpha, Priapulimorphida, Priapulidae.